This is a messenger RNA of Ciona intestinalis (vase tunicate), 2042 nucleotides long. The record is from RefSeq and is a predicted model, not a curated record. NCBI's taxonomy places the organism in Eukaryota, Metazoa, Chordata, Ascidiacea, Phlebobranchia, Cionidae.
GAAGUUUAGAAGACCACAAGCCUUAUAAAAGCAACAGGGCUGUCUAAGUUAAGUAUUCCUGGUUGGUGAAGUUAUAACAAGAUAACCUCAAGAUGGCGCAAAGGAGCAGCAGAAAAACGACAGAAGAACGUAGCUCAAGCUACAAACGACACUUUGGUGAAGGCCCGGCCAGAUUCACUUAUUCAAGCAAGUCAUCUCCCGGCCGAUCCCAGUCCGCAACACGAUCGUACAGGUACUCAAGCAGCAGCGGUGGCGGUGGCGGAGCUGCUAUGGCCGGUGGUGCCAUGGGCGGCGGUAUGGGCAUGGGUGCUGGCAUGGGCAUGGGAGGAGGCAUGGGCGCUUCUAUGGGUGGCGAAAGGAUCAGAAUGACCCGAGCAGCACCAGUGAGCAGUGGAAUCUCAAUGCGAGACAUCAACUUAAUGUCGGAUGCUCUGGGACCAGAUUUCGAGAGGAUGAGGAUCAACGAAAAAGAAGAACUCCAAGUCCUUAAUACCAGAUUCGCUGGUUACAUCCAAAAGGUUCGAGCACUUGAACAAGCCAACAAGAUCUUGGAAGUUCAACUUGAACAACUAAGCGCCCAACAACCCGGUCGUGUUGCUGAUAUGUACGAAGAUGAAUUGGCAAGACUCCGUCGAGAAGUCGACCAGAUCACCAAGGAAAAGGCGAACAUCCUGAUGCAGUUGGAAAACGCAGCAUUGGAAGCAAACAAUUGGAAAGACAAAUACGAAGAAGAAGCAAUCAGCAAACGAGAACUCGAAGACGAUCUCAACUCCAUGCGAAAAGAUUGCGAUGACGCAACUUUGGUUCGUCUUGACCUUGAACGCAGACUGGAAACACUGCAAGAAGAAAUUGAGUUCCUUAAGAGAACUCAUGACCAGGAAGUUGCUGAGCUCAUGGAACAAGUCAGGAAGACGGAGGUAAAGAUCGAGAUGGCUCCCGGACCUGAUCUGGAGGAACUCGUUGAAGACAUGAGGAAACAAUACGAGAAACUCGCAUCCAAGAACCGAGCUGAUGCUGAGGAAUGGUACACUGAGAAGGUAUCCACCCUCCAAGACCAAGCCGUCAAGAACGACGACCUAGUACGUAACGUUCGAAGUGAAUUGAGCGAAUACAGGAAGAGCGUCCAGACCUUGAAUAUGGAGAUUGACUCAUUGAGAGGAACAAACGACUCCCUUCAACGAGCAAUGGGAGAACUUGAAGAGAGGUACAACAGAGAUACCUCCGACUACCAAGACACCAUUAUGAACUUACAGGCUGAAUGCGACGACCUGAAGACACAGAUGGCACAACAUCUCCGUCAAUACCAAGAACUCAUGGACGUCAAGAUGGCUUUGGACAUCGAGAUCGCUACUUACAGGAAGCUGUUGGAAGGAGAGGAAUCAAGAGUGGAAGCGAUGGAAGGAAACAGGCUUGCUGAACGCCUACGAACCUCGGGCGGCGGUAGCUCCCGUUUCGUCACAACCACAUCAAGAUCAGCAGGAGGAUUUUCAUCCGGCCGAGGAGGAGCAAGUGACGUCAUGGGAAGUGAUGACGUAGAAACCGUCACAACAAAAAAAGUUGUUGUCAAGACAAUUGAAACAAAGGACGGAAAGGUCGUGAGCCAAACCGAGGACGUUCGUGAGCAAUCAUCUGGUGAUCAUGAUGACAACGCUCACGCCACCUUGUGAGCAACAAUGGCUGUUAUUUAAAAAAGUUUAUAAUCGUUACGUAAUCAAUUCAAUUAAAAAAAGUUUAUAAUCCCCAGUUAUUACGUAAUAAAGCCGUUUGUUUGGAUUUCGCGUGUACCAAGUAUGACGUAAUCGCUUUGUUUGUGACGUUGUGACGUGUGAUCUAACAGAUCUGUAUUGUUGACAAAGGUUGCUGCUGUGACGUAAUGUGUGACGUCAAAUACAUGGAAGCUUGGUUUAUGAGAUAAUAGGUGUGGUUUGUGACGUAACAAUGGUAUAGAGAUGACAUUACUAUCGUACAUAACGUCAUAAUGCGAAUGUACACGUAAUAAACGGAAUGUUUAUUCGUCAUAAUAAACUUUGUUUGUUCAAUAA